This is a messenger RNA of Prunus armeniaca (apricot), 549 nucleotides long. The record is from the annotation of a GenBank genome assembly. NCBI's taxonomy places the organism in Eukaryota, Viridiplantae, Streptophyta, Magnoliopsida, Rosales, Rosaceae.
AUGGUUCAGGUGGACCACUUAAACUAUGUCAAAGUGAACUCAAUUAAGAUUUGUAAAGAUGGAAUUGAAUUUGAUGACAACACUAAGAUAAAAGCUGAUGUUGUGGUUUUUGCAACUGGUUAUGAUGGUAGUAAGAAAAAAGUUAAGUCCAUCUUACCAGAGCCUUUAGCAGCUUGUUGGAAUACCCUUCUGGUAUCACACACUUAUAAGGGGCACAAUUCAUCCUUUGAUCCCAAACAUGGCAUUCGUGGGUUAUCUCGAGAGUGUUUCGAACCUUCCCUCUUCGGAACUGUGCAGCAAAUGCUUGAGCAAACAAAUUUAACAUUUCUAACACUUGGUGAACCUGGUUGUUUUCUUCGAGACUUCCACUUCUUUACUUGUUUGCUCAAGCAUUUGCUCCACACUUGGGAGCUUAAAUUUGUUACUUUUAGCAUCAACCACAGUGAUGAAAUUUGUGAGGAGAUGGGGUGGACAUCUUGGAGGAAGAAUACUUGGUUGCCGGAAGUAUUUAGCCCCAAUGGCAGUCAAGACUAUCUGAAGAAACAAUGA